AAGUAUAGUCUUAGUUUCCUUACACAAAAGGGAGUAUAUGUUUUAAGAAUUGAGAGUGAGGAACAGUAGAAUCUGAUCUCAUGGCAAGAGAAAGCAGCCAAAUUCGUGGCUUUUAUAAGGAAUAUAUUGGAAGAAAAGAAAAAAAACUGUUCCAAUAACAUAAAAGAAAGAGUCUAAACUCGUACUCUUUGAUCUUCUCAACCCUUAGCUGCCUUCCUGAUGGCUGAGUUGUUCCGAAAAUGAAGACCAAAAACUUCCCUUCUCUGUAUAUAUAAACAUAUUUCAAACCAAUCCAAAUCAACCCAUUUCCCAAUUUCGUUCCAAUUCUCUCCCUUCUCUAUUUCUCUUUCAAUUUCCAUCUCUCUCUCUAUGGGAAAUUACAGGGUUUGUCUGUGUUUCAUUAGAAGGUUUAAGAUGUCUAAAGAAGAGCCGCCGCCGGACGUGAAGGAGGCGUUUGUCAAAUAUGCUGGCGGCGCUGCUGCCCAUAUGACCGCCGAGCAGCUGCGGUCGUUUCUCGUUGAGUUUCAAGGAGAUCAGACGGCGUCACUGGCGGAUGCUCAACGGAUUGUUGAGCACGUGCUGCAGCGGCGGCAUCACGUGAUCACCAAGCUCACAAAACAUAGUCUCACUCUUGAUGAUUUCUACUACUAUCUCUUCUCUAUGGAUCUGAAUCCCCCAAUUUCAGAUCAGGUUCAUCAGGAUAUGAGAGCUCCAUUGUCCCACUAUUACAUUUACACAAGCCACAACACAUACUUGACUGGGAAUCAAUUGAGCAGUGAUUCUAGUGAUGUUCCAAUUAUAAAUGCACUGAAGAGCGGCGUGCGAGUCGUGGAGCUUGAUUUGUGGCCAAACUCUGAAGAAGAUGACAUAGAUGUUCUUCAUGGAAGGACUUUGACAACACCUGUGGAAUUUGUUAGAUGUCUGAAGUCUAUUAAAGAGAAUGCUUUCAUAGCAUCGCCAUAUCCUGUCAUAAUUACUCUUGAAGAUCAUCUUACUCCUGAUCUUCAAGCUAAAGCAGCAGAGUACAUAAAGGAAACAUUUGGAGACAUGCUGUUCUUUCCUGAAGCAGAAUAUCUACAGGAAUUCCCUUCUCCUGAAGAAUUGAAGUAUCGGAUCAUCAUUUCGACAAAACCCCCUAAAGAAUACCUCAGAUCCAAAAAUGUGAAAGGGGAGAAUUCUUUCAGUGAUGAUGAAACUGAUGAUGAAGAUGGGGUUGAUACGUAUCUUGAUGAAGUAUACAACUUCAUUGGGUUGCAGAGUGAGAGUGAAUCCAGCGAGAGUGAUGACAGUGAUUACGAAUCUUACGCUACAGGUGUAUCCGAAUACAAACGUCUAAUCGCCAUUCAUGCUGGAAAACCGAAGGGAGGUUUGAAGGAAGCUCUAAAAGUUGGAGCUGAUAAAGUUAGACGCCUUAGCUUGAGUGAAAAGGCACUCAAAAAGGCAACUAAAUCUCAUGGAAUGGAUGUCAUUAGAUUCACCCAGAAAAACAUGUUAAGGAUAUAUCCAAAGGGAACACGAGUAAAUUCUUCCAACUACAAGCCACAGAAUGCUUGGUUACAUGGGGCCCAGAUGGUUGCUUUCAAUAUGCAGGGACAUGGAAAGUCUCUCAGCUUAAUGCGUGGGAUGUUUCGAUCCAACGGAAGUUGUGGCUAUGUGAAAAAACCUGACUUUCUACUCACAGUUGAUCCCCAUGGCAAGGUGUUUGAUCCUAAUGCAACUUUGCCAGUUAAAAGAACUUUGAAGGUGAAAGUCUACAUGGGUGUUGGCUGGAAUUUGGAUUUUGAAAGCACCCACUUUCAUUUAUAUUCCCCACCUGACUUCUACGCACGGAUUGGAAUUGCGGGAGCUCCAGCUGAUGAGAUAAUAAAGAAAACAGAGAUCAAAGAGGAGACUUGGAGUCCUGUUUGGAAUGAAGAGUUUACAUUUCCUUUGACCAUUCCUGAACUGGCUUUACUUCGAAUCGACGUGUAUAGUUAUAACAUUUCAGAUAAGGAUGUUUUGGGAGGACAAAACUGUCUGCCUGUGCCUGAAAUGAAGCCAGGCAUCCAUGCUGUUCCUCUUUUUGACCGUAAAGGAUUAAAGUAUAGUUCUGUAAAGCUUCUAAUGCGUUUUGAGUUUUCCUAAGAAUACGAUUUCUUUUUCUUUGGCAACAUCUCAGAGGAGUGAAUUUUUACUAUCAGCCGUUGUCCGUGGUGGAGACUAUUGUUGUUCUUUGACCAGAAUGAGUUGGAUUCCAACAUUUUUCAUAGGGUAGGUGUGAAGCAUCGAAUAUGGGGUCUUCCACUUUUCUCUCUCACCCUGUUUUCCCUUUCCUUCUUUGAUGCCACUGUAAUAUUAUAAAAUCAGAUUCCUUCUUCCUAAA
Molecule: messenger RNA, 2362 nt
Organism: Benincasa hispida (wax gourd)
Lineage: Eukaryota; Viridiplantae; Streptophyta; Magnoliopsida; Cucurbitales; Cucurbitaceae
Product: phosphoinositide phospholipase C 4-like
Biological process (GO): lipid metabolic process; phosphatidylinositol-mediated signaling; release of sequestered calcium ion into cytosol
Cellular component (GO): plasma membrane
Molecular function (GO): phosphatidylinositol-4,5-bisphosphate phospholipase C activity
Source: RefSeq, a predicted model, not a curated record